Hypoxylon trugodes is the source of this 2579-nucleotide messenger RNA. Its product is annotated as fungal-specific transcription factor domain-containing protein. Gene Ontology annotation, biological process: positive regulation of transcription by RNA polymerase II. NCBI's taxonomy places the organism in Eukaryota, Fungi, Ascomycota, Sordariomycetes, Xylariales, Hypoxylaceae. The record is from RefSeq and is a predicted model, not a curated record. The coding region runs from base 267 to 2468 and encodes 733 amino acids. Gene Ontology annotation, molecular function: transcription cis-regulatory region binding; zinc ion binding; DNA-binding transcription factor activity, RNA polymerase II-specific. Gene Ontology annotation, cellular component: nucleus. The transcript is spliced from 3 exons.
AAAUUUACAGGGUAAUUAUCUGAUAGCUCUGGAGAUAUAUCGGAUAUCUACGCCUGUAUCUCGCACCCCCGCUCCUAUGAGCAGCGAUAUCUACCUCCCUAGAGCCUAGGCCCUUGAUUCGAUAUCGCUUUCUUCUUUCCUACUUUCGAUACCUACGUAGCUUAAAUCGACGUCUUCGCUAUCGUUGCGAGUUAGCUAUUAUCGUUUCGCUUCACGCUUGAGCGUAUCUUCAUAUCAAGAGUAGGAAACGCCGGAAAUAGCAACUCAUGGCGGCGGCCCCAGCGCGCCGAGUCAGUUGCCUCCACUGUCGGAGACGAAGAGUAAAAUGCGAUAGAGAAAUUCCGGCGUGCGGAGCUUGUCAACGAUUACGCCUUGAGUGCCAUUACAAGCAAACGGGAUCCGAUCUACUUUGGAUGCCGAUCAACUCGGGCAACGCCGAAUUCGAGCCGAUUGGAAAAUUAUCAUCUGAUCAAGAUGAAAUCUCCCUUCAUGACCAUUUGAUCUCGGAGAAAGCACCGCACCCGCGUCGCAUACCCGUGUCUACAGAGGAGGAAAGAAGGGCUAUGUGUCAGCAGCUACUUGAGUCGACCAAGGAUAUGGACAUCGAUGAUGCCAUGCAGCUACUGAGCACAUCGGCAGAAGGGGGAACAGAGGCAAUUUUGAUGGGUCCCUUCGGCGCCUUUCCAAUGCAGGCGGCUGGAAAGAUGGGAGUAUCGUCAUUACAGGUCCCUAACCCCUCCGAUACGAUCCCGUCGCCGGAUCUACCAAGGCAUGGUGCCAAUUACACGUCGUCAUUUACCGGACUCUUUGUUGGUUCGCCUUCAGCGGCAUAUCUAGAGUCUCUAAUCCAAGGUGAUGAUGAUAGCGCGAGUGUGGAUAUUUUAGCCUCAGUUCUGGAUCAGGACUGGGAGAAAUUAUUACCGGGUGCUAACUUCGACGCUCUAACAUGCGGUCCUAUCGCCGCUCCAUCUUCACGUAGUCCAGCUAAUGCGGAGGCACUGCGUCCAAAGUCUCAUCCACCCCCAGUACCAUCACCUUUAUCCGAUUAUCUCCCAUUCCUACGCCCUUCACAGAUUCUGGAAAGGGUUCCUAAGGAUACCUUUUACCUUCUUGAGUAUUAUGGCUCAAAGGUGCUUUUCUUCUUUUCACCACUGCCAGACCAGAAACCCCCAUGGAAAAUCAUGCACCACCCCUCAGUGCUUGAAAUAACAGGUGCAUUGCUUGUUGAUCAGCCUGUGAAGCAUGCACAGUUGGCAUUGCUCUAUGCCAUUCUAGCCAUUAGUUCAUAUCAUCUAGAUUGGUGUACUACUUUCAACCAACGCAUGCAAGGCGGAGGUGGUCUUGAUCGAACUAAUAAAGCCGAAUCCUACUGGCGAAAUUCCGGGGAGCAAUUCAAGCGAAAUGCGAAAGCCCAAUUACAACUUGCUUUAAAGUCCGAAUUUUUUGGCACAUCAAAAGCCAAAUACAAACACAUCCUCAUGACCCUUCUUUGCAUGGUGACAAUAUGCGUACAAACCGGCAGUAUGGAGGAAGCAAGAUGCUUCCUACUCGAUGCCGAACGAGCCAUCCAUCUUCGUGGACUCAAGCCCAAUCGAUCCAGGAAAGUCCGACUCCUCCAUAAUAUCUUCCUCUACAACCGAAUCAUUGAAGAGAGUACCUUUAUAUACCCACACGCGGACCCAUCUGCGACGAAUAGUGGUAGAAGAGUAGAUAUCCGAGGUAUUAUGCCCCCAAUUUCUAGUGAAGGCGGGGGUGGCGCCUUGGAUCCGUCUAACUCGGAAAAUGAGAAAUCUCUCGUGGACCAGCUGAUAUCAAGUGAUGGAGUGUGGUUCGAGACGAUAUACGGAGUUCCAAUGAGCCUUAUGAGUCUCAUGUCGCAAGCGACGUCCCUGGCGCGCGAAGCCGAUAGCGAGCAAUUGGCCUUCCAAUCUGCGAAAUUGCAUACCCUUGCAUCUUUCGCGAGUCGCGUGCGCGCAUUAGAAGACCAAAUUUGUGCAUUUCAUUGGGAACCAGGCCAAGGAACACAAGAUAUUCCCCCAGGACCAGCUACGAUCUAUCGCGACGUUAUGCGUCCUCUAGUCUCCGCGAUGCACCAAGCGCUUUUAAUAUUCUUCUACCGACGAAUCCGAAAGAUGAAUUCAUACGCCCUCCAACCCUUUGUAAAACGUACUAUAUCCGAAUUAAUUGAAUUCCAACGCGCCAAGGCACAGAAUAGCAUCGUAACGCCUGUACCGUGCUGGCCAGGUUUCGUUGCUGGAAGUGAGGCGUUAGAAGAGGAGGAUCGUCAACGUGUAAGACAGUGGUUUAGCCAUGCUGGGCGUGGGUGGCGGAGUUUUGACACUGUUGGGAAAUUGUUGGAAAAAUUUUGGGUGUCUAGGGAGUUGGCUGUCAGUGCAAAUUUCGGCGCUGGAGAGGUGACUUGGGAGCACUUCUUCAAAGACCAAGGCGUUGCUAUCAUCACCACAUGAAACAAGUAAAAGAUACCUCUACUGUAAAAUAUAUAUAGGCUGGGAUGAUCCUUUGUAACGGUAUGAGGGAAGCCACAAAUUGGUCGUAAGAAUAUAUAUGGGAUAUUGUUU